Podarcis muralis (Common wall lizard) is the source of this 823-nucleotide messenger RNA. The record is from RefSeq and is a predicted model, not a curated record. NCBI's taxonomy places the organism in Eukaryota, Metazoa, Chordata, Lepidosauria, Squamata, Lacertidae.
UGCUAUGGCGACGGGAGCCGCCAGCUCGGGCAAGAGGAGGAGGAGGAUGUGAGGGAUUCGUCUUACCCCUACAAAUGAAGGGAACAAUUAAGAUCCUAUGAGGGAACUUUUUUCUUUUAAAGGUGCUGCAAUGGCUGCCCGAGAAAGGACCACACCUGCUGUGGCAAAAGGCUCCGGAUUCUGGCAUGUUCCCAUUGUAACCGAAUAUAGCCAGGAAACACAGAAACUGUUGAAAGUGAUGAUGCAAGAAUCCAAACUUACCAACUUCCAGCAACGUCAUCUCACAAACUGCAUAAAGCGAGGUGACUCCCUUCCUGAUAAAUGCAACCCAACAUCCAGCAAAGAACCAGAGCUUUCCAAGCCUGUCUCGCCACCAAAGGCUUUUUUGUCCAUCAGUCCAUAUGGAAGACCUCGUCUCCGGCCUGCUGAGAUGUGCCGGGCAGGCGAUGCAUACAUCCAGGAGAAAUUCAGGCCCCAGGCCACCCGAGACCUGGAGAAGGAGAAGGAAAGACUCCAAAACAUUUUUGCAACAGGAAAGGACAAAGUUGAAAAAAAGCCGAAGAAAGAGCCAGUCAAGGCAGAAGAGAAGGUCCCAGAACCAGACCGGUUUGAAGAAUUGGUUAAUGAAGUUCAAGAUCGAAAGAGGUUUCUGGAAGAAAUGGAGGCCCUAGGACAAGGCAAAUUGUACCGAGGGAUCAUCCUCACUGAAAUAUCACAGGUAUGUGGCCUCUUCUGGUUUGGACAUUCUGUCAUGUAUAGUACUGAGCAUUACUGUUCUAGUCUGAUAACUGGCCAUAAUUUACAGCAAGCAGCAUAUGCCUAG